Messenger RNA from Penicillium manginii, 1509 nucleotides. Its product is annotated as tubulin alpha chain. The coding region runs from base 1 to 1509 and encodes 502 amino acids. Lineage: Eukaryota; Fungi; Ascomycota; Eurotiomycetes; Eurotiales; Aspergillaceae. The record is from RefSeq and is a predicted model, not a curated record. Gene Ontology annotation, biological process: mitotic cell cycle; nuclear division; microtubule cytoskeleton organization. The transcript has 7 exons. Gene Ontology annotation, molecular function: GTP binding; structural constituent of cytoskeleton. Gene Ontology annotation, cellular component: cytoplasm; microtubule; nucleus.
AUGCACCAGACACUAACGAUGCUGCAAUCACAUGACUCGCACGUGACCCCAACAGGCGGUGUGGCCGGGUGUUGUGGGCAUCGACCAAUCAACGCCGAGCGACGCGACCCAAAGCAAAUCAACAACGAACUCCCUCAGCACAGACGCCCUCCUCCACAACAUUUCUGCUUCUUCGACGACUCCAUUCCUCCCAUUUUUGUCGGUCAGGCCGGUUGCCAGAUCGCCAACUCCUGCUGGGAGCUUUACUGUCUGGAGCACGGUAUCCAGCCCGAUGGAUAUCUUACCGAUGAGCGCAAGAAGGCCGAUCCCGACCACGGUUUCAGCACUUUCUUCUCCGAGACUGGCCAGGGUCGUUACGUUCCCCGUACCAUCUAUGCCGAUCUCGAGCCCAACGUCGUCGAUGAGGUCCGCACCGGUACCUACCGUUCUCUUUUCCACCCCGAGCAGAUGAUCACUGGCAAGGAGGAUGCUUCAAACAACUAUGCCCGUGGUCACUACACCGUUGGCAAGGAGAUGAUCGACCAGGUUCUCGACAAGGUUCGCCGUGUUGCCGACUCCUGUGCCGGUCUCCAGGGUUUCCUGGUCUUCCACUCCUUCGGUGGUGGUACCGGUUCCGGUUUCGGUGCUCUCCUGAUGGAGCGUCUGUCCGUCGACUACGGCAAGAAGUCCAAGCUGGAGUUCUGUAACGCCACCUCCGUUGUUGAGCCCUACAACUCCAUCCUGACCACUCACACCACUCUGGAGCACUCCGACUGCUCCUUCAUGGUCGACAACGAGGCCAUCUACGAUAUCUGCCGCCGUAACCUCGGCAUUGAGCGCCCCAGCUACGAGAACCUGAACCGCCUGAUCGCCCAGGUCGUUUCUUCCAUCACUGCUUCCCUCCGUUUCGAUGGCUCCCUGAACGUCGACCUGAACGAGUUCCAGACUAACCUGGUCCCCUACCCCCGUAUUCACUUCCCUCUGGUCGCCUACUCUCCCGUCAUCUCCGCCGACAAGGCUUCCCACGAGGCCCACUCGGUCACCGAGAUCACCUCCAACUGCUUCGAGCCCAACAACCAGAUGGUCAAGUGUGACCCCCGCAACGGAAAGUACAUGGCUACCUGCCUGCUGUACCGUGGUGACGUUGUCCCCAAGGACGCCCACGGCGCUGUUGCCACCCUCAAGACCAAGCGCACUAUCCAGUUCGUCGACUGGUGCCCAACUGGUUUCAAGCUCGGUAUCUGCUACCAGCCCCCCCCCAGCAGGUCCCCAACGGCGACCUUGCCAACCUCAGCCGCGCUCUGCAUGCUGUCCAACACCACCGCCAUCGCCGAGGCCUGGUCCGCUCUCGACCACAAGUUCGAUCUCAUGUACUCCAAGCGUGCCUUCGUCCACUGGUAUGUUGGUGAGGGUAUGGAGGAGGGUGAGUUCUCCGAGGCUCGUGAGGAUCUCGCUGCUCUGGAGCGCGAUUACGAGGAGGUUGCCAGCGACUCCCUCGAGGAGGAGGAGGAGCUUGAGCCCGAGUACUAG